Amoebophrya sp. A120 is the source of this 5269-nucleotide messenger RNA. NCBI's taxonomy places the organism in Eukaryota, Dinophyceae, Syndiniales, Amoebophryaceae. The record is from the annotation of a GenBank genome assembly.
CUUUUACCUCAUUCGUCCAGUAGUUAAAGAUACACUACUGACUAAGUUUCGCAGUAGUUGUAAAGCAGGCAGCAUUAUCCUCUCGUAGGUCUAGUUGUCAUUUGUUUCUGGCGAAAAAAAGGAAGUCGUGGGUCGUAGCCACUUAUUGCACGAAAACUUACCAAAUCUGUAAGUAGCAAAGAAGCAUAGCAGUAGGAGUUAGUAGCAGUAGUAGCACAAGCACUUUUGAAGAGCAACAAACUUACUCCCCCAAUCUACCCUACACAACCCCAACAACAGAAAUCACAGCACAACACCCCUUCGACGUCCAGUAGGAAAGUCGCGAAUAGAAUUUCUUGGCGAUAAAACCACGGUUUCGGGAUCAUAAGUAUCUAUUUUCCCGCGCAACAACAAGAUCGCCGAAGAACAAGUGCAACAACUCCUAAGAAGUUUCCUGCGUCACAGUUGCACGAUAUAUUUUCUACUUUUCUACCAAGACGUCCAGACACCGCACUAUAAGCUAUCAGUGAACUUUAAAAAAAUUGUUGUCCCAAUUUCUUGUUACAGCAUCAGAACAACAACAGAACUAGACUUUAUACCACUGUCUUUAUUUUCAACAAACAACUUCAUUACCAAAAUCUCCACGACAAUCAAGAGCUGCUUCAGAACUAGUGCACAAGAGCCUUGACUGAAGUAGUCGUGUCUUAGUCUUUAUUUCUGUAUAAUUCUAAAUUUACCGAAGAAGAAAUUAACUUUUUUCCACCACGGAAAAAUACUGUAAACAACCGCGUUGCUGUUACGCAUUGAAAUCUGAUUUCCACAAGGAAGUUUUACUUUUACCCUACGCUACAUCAAAAAUCGCCAAAAUGCCGUCCCGGAGUUUGAAUGUUCGGAGCAGCCUGACCUCGGUGUCGAGCGCGGGCCUGGACCGGUGGGCGAACAUGUCAACGGCCAGCACGCAGUCCUUCCGGGAGCCUUUGCCGGAACCAGAUACUUUGGACGGUGGUCUCAAGGAGGUUGCAGCUCUUGAGAGUACUAAGGCUCCUGCAGUCGGCGCAGGACCUCUCAUGAUCCCGUCGACAGUUAGUGCCUCCCACCGAUCAUUAUCGAAGAACAAGAACCAGGUUCCCGAGGGCACGCAGAGCGGGAAUUCUCGGGAGCUCACCUCGUCCGAGGAUGAGAAGUUUUCGUUGCGCAAGAACCCCGCCGCGUGGCUGAACACUAUAUGGAUUGCAAAUAUGUCUGGGUGUGGAAACUUGUGUUGCUUAUACUUGCAUUGCAAACUGGCUGCCUGUAGCUGUACGGCAUGACAGCAUGAGAAAUUUCCCUCGGCUCCCUGCGGAUUCAUUCGUGUUUAGCAUUACAAACUGCCGUCCAGCACGACAAAAAAGCUGGCAAAUGGUCUUCAUGCAUUACAGAUCUUGUUGUCCCCGAAGUCCUGCAUCACAAAUCCAGACCCAGUCAUAUUUGCAACGCAUACACUACGGAAAGAAACUACGUGGUCGGCGAAUCCCUAAACGACACCGCGUCCGCGCGGUUGGCCAAAGCGCACCAGAUCGUGAACAGUGAGGAGAUUCCGAAGGACCCCUUUCAUCAGCAUCUGUACACGAAGAACAACGUGGGGGUAGUUGCACCUCCGUCCUCUCAGGGCAGAUCAAGAGCGUCUGCUUCGAGUAAAGUGCCUUCUUCAUCAAAGGGUCCCCUCCACUACCCGACGACCGUGAGCACAGGGUUUGGUGUUCAUUCCGACCAAAACGCAGAUGUAGGAGUUGUUGACAGCGUAGUAGUUCUUGAAAAAACUACAAGCCAGGACGAGCAAAUGAUUAUCCCUAGCAGUGCCGCCGGCACUCUAAACCGGGAAGCGUCCCUUCCCGGCCACACCUCUCCGGCGGUGGGGCCGAAAAUCUGCACCGCGCCGCCGCCUAAUGUGCAGGUGGCGGUAAGACCGAAGAAUGAGACGGCUACUGCGUUGACCACAGCGGUGGCAGAUGUUCCGGAUUCAUCCGUGACCCAGGAUCCUAGUGCCGCGAGCACCACAGGAGCAACAGCCGCGGCGACCAAGUCUCCGCCUCUGUCCCGGGAUGUGAACUUCUACCUGAACCACCAGUCGCUCUCCGGAUCGACCGCCUUUCUGUCCGCAUCCACGCUGCGUAGCACCAACAGCGGCUCGACGGCGGCCAGUACCGCGCAAGCGGCCAUGCGACGGCGGAUUCAGAUGAAGUCCGUCUCCGGGAAGCGGAACCAGUAUGAGCAGGGAAAACUCGCCAUGAAAGACUACAACUACAACCCCGGUGGAGCAGGGGCCGCAGGUUCUGCUUCUACCUCCGGAUCUGCAGGUAGUGGUCGAGGACAUCUGCCCCUCCGCAAUCCGAACGGCGGGGGGCUCGGGCAACUGCUCGUCGGGAGUCAACAACAACAGUUCUAUCAGAAGAAGGGAAACUCCGCGCUGACGCACCAGCACGGGCCCCAGCCGGCGCUCCUGGCGGAUAUGGCCAAGGCCGCGGCAGCGGCCAAGCAGGAGAAAAAGAAUAGUACUUCUACAACAAAUUGCAGCGCCACUGGUACAACGACCGCUGCAACCGCCACUUCUUCGUCUUUCAAAAUGUCGCAAGUGGAUAGCAACACUGCUGCACCAUCUGCAGCUCCGCAGAGCUAUAGUGCAGGUUCCUCGUCCCCAGCAAAUGCACAGGCUAUGUCGAGCAGCUCCACUGGCGUGAAUCAUAUGCCGGAGAUCACGAAGCCGGUGCCUCGAAUCAAGGAGGGCGAACCCAUUCCGACAGCCUACGUUCCGGGGCCGAAUGGGGAUUUGAUCCCGGUGUACGCGAGUAUGGAGGAGGUGGAGCGGGCGAAGCAGAAGAAGGGAACGAGUAAGGAGCCGAGUUCGAGUGGCGAAGAAGGUGGUCGUGGUGGAAAGAACAACAAGAAGAACCCAGCUCCUGUGACGACGUCAAGUAGCUUGGAAAGCGCAAGAACUAGCUUGGAGGACAGUGUUGAGGAAGUGAAGCAGCAUAAGGGUGACAGUAGUAGUCAUCACGCUAGUAGUAUCCAAGAAAAAAACUGUGUUGGUGUAACUUUCUUCUGCUGACAGCGUCUUCACACAUUUGCUCUCCAUGACAGAGAAAACCUGUGAUGCGUGGCUCAUACGGGAAAUAAAACACACAUGAAGAGAGGACUUUAUGGCUGUCUAUAAUUUUGUAAACAGAGUUACUACACUUACGCAGUUGUUUUCUUGCAUAACUUGCAACCACCACAACAACCGAGGUAACAAGAAAAAUGGUGCAAAACACCAGCAGCAGGGUGGGGGAAAUAACAAUAAGGGCGCCGGCGCCUCCGGGGGGAAACACCACCAGCAGAAGUAUAUGCAACAGCACCAGAAGCAAAAUUUUUACAACGCUCCUCCGACAGCAUCCCCCACUCACGCCCCGGCUCCUGGUAAGAACCAGGACGAGUUAAUGAUGCAGCAGCAGCAGCAGCAGCUUCUGUUGCAGCAGCAGUACGCCGCAGCUCUGGUGGUUUCGCAGCAGUACGCAGCGGCCCGGGCGGCCCACGCGGCGGCGGCCAUGGCCGCUGCAGCUACUGGUCCGUCGUACUACGAUCCUGCGACCGACGAUCCGAUGAUGUACCACCAUCAUGCGGCGGCCACGCAUGGCUAUGGUUCUUACGAUCAUCCUACAGCUGUAGGUGUAGGAGGUCCAUCUUACGAUGGUGCAGGCUAUGAUGACAGUCCUCAGCACGAUGCUCUUGUUCAUCAUCCCUUGGGUGGAGGAGGUCCUGCGUAUGAGAACAUCAAAGUUCCUAAAGCCGUCACUUUUGGCGACCUGCCACCCUCGUCGCUGGAUGGUGAAGGGAAAGCGGGAGGAGCCGCUGUCUCUGGUGGACGUGGUGGCUCUUCUAGUGCGAGCAGAAACAGGGGCAAGAACAACAACCUGAUCUCCCGUCUGCCUCCAGGACUAGAGGUGGUUUUUGAAGAGUCGGAGAGUUGCAGCGGCCGCUCCUCUUCCUCGGCAGCUACUACCUCCGGCAGUCCGGCAGAUCGCGGUGCUGCUACGAACGCUUUGCCGUCGCCGACACAUAAUAUCAUCCCAGAUGAACAACACCAGUCUGCUCUGCAGGGCAACGUGACCAGUAGUCCCCCGACGACCAACAUGCGGUUGCCGCCUGAGCUGCCAUCUUGCCUUACCCAGCUAAAGAACCGGCAGAGGUAGAAGUUGUGAAUGACUUUCACUUUUCUUCUUCGAUUGACAUUGAACGCAAAAUCUAUGUAUCUAUAGUUGUACUCUAUCCAUAACUAUUCUAUAACUCCACCACAUAGGACAGGAAGAUAAAACCUCAUUUUCGACGACGGCCGAAGUCAGGAUGAAAAAUGAAAAACAAAAACAACACAUGCAAUAGCAACAAGUACAUGAACAUCAUCACGGUUGAAAAUCGGAAAUAAAACUUUUGCCUUUUCCUUCGUUAAAAAGAGGAAAGAGAGAACCCCGGAAAAGGAAAAACGAGACAGACCAUGCGGUCUGAUGUUGUUGAAAAUGCAGUUAUAGUUACUAGUUUUUUCAUCUUCUCGAGUUGAACAAAUGUAGGAUUAUUUUUUACAAGAACAAACCAAGUACGGACGAAAUUGCGCAUAAAAACAGGCAACUACUAGUACACCACUCUAAUUUGUGGUGUUGCGGUUGUUUUUUUCUUCAUAGAAAAUGAGCUACAUAUGGUUUUUCAUCAUCAUCAAUCAUCUGCGUAUUAAGGAUUUUUUACAGUGCAUAAUGUUCUCUGACCGCCUUCUUGUUGUACUAAAGAGGCUACUCAAUAUGGAUUGCAAAAAUGUCUGGGUCUGGAAGGGAUGUAACUUGUCAUGCUAAAUCUGAAUCAUAUUGCCAAAAGCUGUCCACUUUUGACUUAAGCGACAGGCAGUUUCUCAUGCAGGAUAGGCAUGAUAGAACUCUCACAGAAUCUGUAAUGCUAUGUCCUACAUACCAGGCCUCGCGGGUCAUGGAAAACCUGCAUGACAAGCCUGGCAUUCUUCCAGACCCAGACACUUUUGCAUUUGAUACUCCCUGCGGCUGCACGACCCGCUGAGGGAAGCCCAGCCGCAGCUUGAUUGUGGACUUUGGUUUAUGAUACAAGAAGACCAAGGCAUCGCUCUGCAGAGCAGGUGAGCUGCAGAAGCAGUAUUUAUGAACGUAUUCAUAAACUAUGCAAAAUAAGUAGUAAAACGACCAGGAGAUGAACCAAACCAGUUCGAAGACUUCUUGGAAGCAAAUCUUCUUCGAGUGCGAUACUUUUGCACAGGAUAUGA